Messenger RNA from Clarias gariepinus (North African catfish), 1893 nucleotides. It is a transcript of the gene mmp21, whose product is annotated as matrix metallopeptidase 21. The transcript has 7 exons. The record is from RefSeq and is a predicted model, not a curated record. Bases 7 to 1893 code for a protein of 628 amino acids. Gene Ontology annotation, molecular function: metalloendopeptidase activity; zinc ion binding. Gene Ontology annotation, cellular component: extracellular matrix. Gene Ontology annotation, biological process: collagen catabolic process; extracellular matrix organization; proteolysis. NCBI's taxonomy places the organism in Eukaryota, Metazoa, Chordata, Actinopteri, Siluriformes, Clariidae.
GCAGCGAUGCCGUCUCAGCUGGCUGUUUGUGUCCUGGUGGCGGUCCUGGGCUGGACUGUUCCUGAGAGACUGUUCCACACUCGGGAUCACUCGGAUGUAGAAAUGUCGUCCUCUCACCUGGCCGAGCUGAUCACUGACACCGACACUGCUCAGCACUUUCUCUUCAAGUAUGGGUUCAUGAAGCCAGUCAAUUGGGAAAGCACCCAAAGCCCUGAUGCAGACACUCUAACUGAUGAUGAUGAUGAUGUCUUCUCAGAGGACACAGUGUCUAUCGUUCAGGAGGGGACUUCCUCGGCCCGCACAGGACGCCCCAAACAUUCCCCAGAAUCACCCGACUUUGUCAGAGCUCUGCUGGAGUUUCAGCGCGUGUCUGGUUUACCUGUUACAGGUGUGUUUGAUGACGCCACCAAAGUGGCCAUGAACAAACCAAGAUGCGGCGUCCCUGACAAGGAAGAGGACCAGACUGAGACCAUGGAGACCACCAUGGCUGCAAAGGACCUGAAUAAAUCCUCUGAGGUUUUUAACACCACAGCGACACCACAGAGUAACGACACAGACGUUGAUGCAGUUCAGAACAGCACCUCUGUCCAGGCGGAGACGAAAAAACAGCGCCACCUACAGAUACUGAUGCGUAAAAGUGGCAGGAGGAAAAGAAGCACCAGUACGUUGUGGGGACAUGCUGCGUUCUCCAAGAGCAUCCUGACAUGGCGUCUGAUUGGUGAAGGCUACAGCAGUCAGCUCUCGGUGGAUGAGCAGCGCUACAUCUUCAGGUUGGCGUUUAGGAUGUGGAGCGAAGUCUCGCCUCUGCAGUUCGUAGAGGAUCUGCAUUCACCGCUGGAAGAGAUCGACAUCAGACUGGGCUUCGGAACAGGUCGACACUUCGGAUGCUCUCAGAGGUUCGAUGGUGCUGGAAGGGAGUUCGCUCACGCCUGGUUUCUUGGUGACAUCCAUUUUGAUGAUGAUGAACAUUUCACAGCCCCCAACACAGGAAAUGGAAUCAGCCUCCUUAAGGUAGCUGUGCAUGAGAUCGGCCACGUGCUGGGCCUUCCUCACAUUUACCGCUCAGGAUCCAUCAUGCAGCCGAGCUAUCGGCCCCAGGACGACGGCUUUGAGCUCGACUGGCUCGACAGGAAGGCCAUUCAGAACCUUUACGGAGGGUGCGGGGGACGGUUCAGCACCGUGUUCGACUGGAUCAGGAAGGAGAGAACGACGUACGGCGAAGUGGUCAUUCGCUUCAACACCUACUUCAUGCGCAACGGUUGGUACUGGCUCUACGAGAACCGCAGCAACAGAACACGUUAUGGAGAUCCAGUCUCCGUGCAAGUGGGAUGGCACGGACUCCCCGUGUCCGGCGUGGACGCCUACGUGCACGUGUGGAGCCGCAACACGGACGCAGUGUAUUUCUUCAAAGGAACGCAGUAUUGGAAAUACGACAGCGAGAACGAUCAGGUAGUCACUGAAGACGCAGACGGCCAGCGAUACCCUCGUCUCAUCUCCGAGGGCUUCCCCGGCGUGCCGAGCCCCAUCGACACGGCCUACUACGACCGGAGAGACGCUCACAUCUACUUUUUCAGGGGUUCCAUGGUUUAUAGGUUCAGCGUCCAAGCUAACAAGCUAGCUGCUAAAACUCCUCAGAAAAUGACCGAGCUGUUUCCUGCGCUCUCCCCCGGCGACCAUCCUACGAGCAACCUGGAUGCCGCUUAUUUCUCGUACACCCACAACGCCCUCUUCCUGAUCAAGGGCGCCUCCUACUGGAAGGUGGUGGGAAGGAGGGAGCGCAAGGUGAAGCGCUCGCUGCCCUACAACAGCCUGCUGCCGAGGCGAGAGGUGCAGCAGCAGUGGUUCGACAUCUGUGACGUCCACGCCAGCGCUCUGAAAACUAACCGCCGGUGA